Molecule: messenger RNA, 2537 nt
Organism: Cololabis saira (Pacific saury)
Lineage: Eukaryota; Metazoa; Chordata; Actinopteri; Beloniformes; Belonidae
Gene: tmc6a
Product: transmembrane channel-like protein 6
Exons: 18
Coding region: 110-2266 (718 amino acids)
Cellular component (GO): plasma membrane
Molecular function (GO): mechanosensitive monoatomic ion channel activity
Source: RefSeq, a predicted model, not a curated record
AGUCUUCAUUAGCAGCAGUGAAACAUCGGAUGGCACAUUUGAAAUUAUACCGUUCAACCCUCUGCAGAGGGGCAACUGGUCAACUGCCACCUCAAAGGUGCUUUCCUCAAUGCCGAGUCGCAGGAUACAUACACGUAUUUCUGUAAGAGCAGGACAUUCAGCUCAGCCACGCCAAGACCAAACCUUGUCCGCUGAUGCUCCUCGUACCCAGAGGGAAAUCCAGGAUGCUGUCAUCCAGCCAGAAGUGGGGAAAAUCCAUACUGAAGAUGCAAGAGAUAAUUUAAUUGGUUCAACGUUGUCAAACAUCCGCGGCCUCUCAGAGCGGGAGGGCACGCGCCAGCUGCAAGCCAUGACGCUCAGCCUGGGAGACAAGAUAGAAAUCAAGCACCUUGCGUUCAUCUCCACUGCAAAGAGUUCAGUCAUCAACAGAAAUGUUCCUUGCUACAUCUACCUAUACAUGUACAUUUCAAGGACUUGGCGCCAUUGCGCGUUCAUCAUCCUCAAUGUCCUCAGCUCCCUCAGGUUGUGGCAUUCCUCCAUGAAGAAGCUGAACGGACGUUUCGGGACCGGAGUGCUUUCUUACUUCCUUUUUCUCCGUACCCUCUUGUUCUUUAACAUCCUCCUCUUUGUGAUCAAUGGGCUGUUCCUUAUCUUCCCUCAAGCCAUCUACCCCCCUUUGAAUACCUCUCCCCGUGAAGCUUUCACCAGCCUUCAGCUUCUUACUGGCAUGGGUUACCUUUCUGACAGCUUGAUGUUUUACGGUUACUACUCAAACACCACCGUCAGAACUUGUCGAGCUAACAAUUCGCCAGACUGCAACGCUGACGAGUUGUACAUGGAGUCUUACAGCAUACCCACAGCUUAUUUCUGCACCACUGCUGUCGCCUUCUUCAUUAUCCUCAUCAUCCUGGUGUACAGAAUGUCCAACUCCUUUGGGAAACAGUUUCAAGUCCUCAAGUCCAACGGGAACCUGUCUGAGAAGGUUUUUUGUGCGUGGGACUUUAAUGUCAGCAAGAAGUCAUCUGUCAGACUUCAGUCAGAGAAAAUCAGUAUGCAGCUCAAAGAGCAGCUGUCUGAGGUUGUCAUUGGAAAAGAGGAAAAGCGCUGCACGCAGCGACUCUGCCGCCUCAUCAUCCAGAUGAUCACAUGGGCCACGUGUCUGGCAGGCAUCUUCUGUGGUGCUAUUGGAGUCCACUGGCUUGCAGAGGCUGGAGGCAGUCCACAGGAGUUCUAUCAAAACAUGAUAGAUUUCAAGCUUUUCUCCUCCACGGACUCAUUUUCCAGCACUAGCAAGGCUCCUAAAGAAGGAGAGCUGCUGCUCACAUCUGCAGCGGUGUCAGGCCUCAACCUCCUACUCCCUGCUGUGUUCAACAUCUGUGCUUGGAUGGAGAAUUAUGAAUCACCUGGGACACGUGUGUAUGUCUCCAUCUUCAGAAACCUGUUGUUGAAGAUCAGUAUUGUUGGUGUGCUGGGCUACCACUGGCUGGGGAAAAUUCCUGUGAAACCAGAAAGUCCACAUUUCAAGUGUUGGGAGAGUUUUGUGGGACAAGAACUUUAUCGGCUGCUCGUGAUGGACUUCAUCGUCACGGUGCUUUACACCUUUUUCGGGGAAUUUCUAUGGAGUCUGUUAUCUAAGAAUGUCCUGAAAAAGAGAAGGAAGCCGGUGUUUGACAUUGCCCGUAACGUGCUGGAGCUCAUAUAUGGACAAACUCUUACUUGGCUUGGCGUGCUGUUUGCUCCACUGCUCCCUGCAGUCCAAAUAAUCAAACUGCUUUUGUUGUUCUACAUGAAGAAGAGUAGUGUGAUGUUUAACUGUCAGGCCUCCAAAAAGCCAUGGAGGGCUACCCAAAUGACAACAUUAUUCGUCACUCUUCUGUGUUUUCCCUCAUUUCUUGGUGCUGCCGUGGCUGUCACAUAUACAAUAAUGGCGAUUAAACCCUCGCCAACAUGCGGCCCUUUCAGGAAUUUAACAAGAAUGUUUGAAUCAGCUCAACUCUGGACAAAAGAGCUGAAGGACACUCACCCGAUUUUGUCAAGACUCAGCUGGGUCUACAACAGUCUGAUAGAGAACCCGCUCUUCUUAUUCCUGGCUGCUGGAGUACUUCUAUUGGUGAUUUAUUUUCACACGGAAAUUGUUGAUGGCCAAAGGAGAAUGAUUCGUCUCUUGGAAAACCAAGUUGAAAACGAGGGGAAUGAUAAAAAUUUCCUCAUCAGCCAGCUGCAAUAUCUUUGUGACCAGAAGAGUCAAGGUUCACUUCAAAAAUAAGCUACUAAAGAUGGUAUCUCACCAGCGUGGAGCGUGAUACACAUUAUCCCAGCAAUGCUGAGAUGCUUAUCCGCAUCAAAAGAAAACAAAAGCAAAGAUGCAACGUUGAAGAUUGUGAAUGUGGAACAUGAUUGGUGAUUUAGAUCUGGCCUAUUACUAUAUCAAUGUUUGAAUAAUAACAGUAAUUAUCUAUUUACAAGUCCUGGUUUGAUGUUUAUACAUAUAUCCAGUUUUUUAAUAUAUGCUUCUUUUUUAAUUUUACAUUGUAGUU